Molecule: messenger RNA, 2005 nt
Organism: Monopterus albus (swamp eel)
Lineage: Eukaryota; Metazoa; Chordata; Actinopteri; Synbranchiformes; Synbranchidae
Gene: shld3
Product: shieldin complex subunit 3
Exons: 2
Coding region: 646-1539 (297 amino acids)
Biological process (GO): positive regulation of isotype switching; negative regulation of double-strand break repair via homologous recombination; positive regulation of double-strand break repair via nonhomologous end joining
Source: RefSeq, a predicted model, not a curated record
CCCAGCUGACACCCUGGACAGGUCGCCAGUCUAUCACAGGGCUGACACGUAGACAAACAACCAUACACGCUCACACUUACUCCUAUAGACAGUUUUGAGUUUCCAUUCAACCUAAGCUGCAUGCCUUUGGACUGCGGGAGGAAGCCGGAGUACCCGGAGAGAACCCACCCACGCAGGCACAGGGAGAACAUGCAGACUCCAACCUUCUUGCUGUGAGGUGACACCAUGCCAAAUGUUACUGUGUAUUAUUUAACAUCGAUUAGGGAGUGGAGCCUUUAAGUCUUUUAUUUAGCAUCUCAGUCAAAUGUCAGGUCAAAUAUGUCAACCACAUUUCAUAUCACUUCUUAUACUCUUAACUCUAAACUGUAGUUAAGAAGUAGUUUAUAUGAUUUAGUUAAUUAAUGAUGAGUAAAAACUUUAUAAGUAGGCUGGAUUUGAACCUACAACCAAGCUGGUGCAGCUGGUUCCAGAUGUUUAGCUUUGUCAGUUGGAUGUAAUGACUAUAACCAGGGUAAGACUGAAGUAAAUGUAAAAUGAGUUUGUAUUCCAUCUGGAUUUCCACAGGCCCAGCAAUGCUUCGUGUCAGACUGAACUGACAUCAUGAGGCGGAGGAUACUGGUGCAGUCAGUUCGCUGAACUCCAUAAAUGUGUAUGGAGGAUGUGGUUCUGCACUAUCAGCCUGGAUCAGCUGCUGGGCUCAGCUCUCUGUUAGAGAGGGCAGAGAAACUUCUGGAACCUUUCCCCUGUCGGACUCCUCUGGUCUUUACCCCCUGGUUCCCCACCUCCACCGCAGGCCACCGGCUGCCUAUCAGACCUGCCAAACCUGCUCCUGUCAUCACCUUCUCAGGUGAUAUAUUUGUCUCUGAUAACAGGCUGCUCACUGACACAGCUGCAGCAAAGGUUAAAACCCUCUCAGAAAGCAGACUACAACCCAGUGAUGACAGCUUUGUUCCUGAGAAACGUCAUGAUCGUCCACGUGCAGGGACAAUCAGAACUACACCUGUAAAUCCACAAAAAAAUAAAGAUGCCGCCUGUGUUCCUCCAACAUCAGAUCACCUCCUCCCCGCAUCCCUCUGUGACAAACCAGAGAGAGGUGUCACCAGACUCUCUCCUAAAAAAUGGACACAAAACAACAAAGAUGGCUUCACCAUCACAGACUCGCCCAUCAGACGGUCCUGGAGUGUCUUUACUCAGAGAGGAGUCCUGCUGCAGAGCUCCCAGUCUCUGUCCAAGCAGUUCCAUCACAUGGUGUCCACCCACAGGCUCCACCUCCGCCAGAGGGUCAAGUGGGUGAUCAGUGAGCACAACUGUGGAGCGGCCAGAGGCAUUGAACAGGUGUGGCACACUGUGAGCCGGUCCAUCCAGAGCUCCAGGCUGCCAACAUGUAACGCCAACAUCCAGAGAGAGCGGGCGGAGAUCUGGGUGUUCUGUGAUGUUCUCUACUCGGAGCAGGUGGGGCGUUUCCUGAAGGAUGAACUGCAGCUGUCAGGGAGGAUUAGCUUGUCGGUUCGCACACUGGGAAACAUCUUCAGCAUGUAGAGAAGGAUAAGGUCACUUAGGGUUUUACAAAUAUAACAAACAGAUUUCCAGGUUUAGAUAUGAUUACUAUUUAUUGUGUGUCUGUAAUAAACACUGUAGCCACAGGGGGGCGGUGACAGCACUCUCCAGCCAGUCUUCUUUUGCCAUUUUAACAAUAAACAGUGAGCAUGUUCACAUGCACAUUAGUAUCCUGGUUUGAAUCCUACUCCGGGUGUGACAUUAACAUUGACCACCGGUUAUUUAACUUCCUGUUUACAUGAUCACAUGCAGGUCUGUCUCCUACAGUAUGUCUACGUCAGCCACGCCUGCCUUUCUGCACCGAGUGACUUCAUCAGCUGAGGAUGGACAAAGAAACUGUUGGACUGUGAAGAAUGUUAAUACUAAAACAUCUGUGCUCAUAUUUUUUUUUAAUUGAAACAAAGUAACACAUUAACAAAACAGUACCGAACAUGGGAGACAAGACAAC